AUGGCACAAAGUUUUGUCCUUGAAGAAGAGAAGGAGGCCGAAAAUGGUAGAGAAAAUGUACCUUUAGAGUCUUAUGAUUCUAAUGAGGAGGAGGAGCAAGUUGAUGACUGUUUUCCCGAAAAAAAUAGUCUGGUAAUGAGGAGAGCCCUCCAAAUGCACGUGGAGGUUGAGAAAACCCCAAUUCAAAGAGAGAAUGUCUUCUUAACCAAAUGCAAGGUUAAUGAAGAUGUGUGUGACUUGAUUGUUGAUAGUGGCAGUGAGGCUAAUGUUGUGUCAAGUGAUCUUGUUAAGAAACUUGACUUGAAGACUACUAGACAUCCUACUCCUUACAAGUUGAGUUGGCUUGAUAAGAGCAAGAGUACGGGGGUUAGAAAACAAUGUCUAGUAAAAUUUCAGAUUGGUUCGUAUGUGGAUGAAAUUUUAUGUGAUGUCAUUCCCAUGGAUGCUUGUCACAUUUUGUUAGGGAGGCCAUGGCAAAGUGACAAAAAAUCAGUACAUGAUGGCCUAUCAAACACCUACACCAUUACUCACCAAGGCAGCAAGAAAGUGUUGCACCCCUUACCACCACAAAAAAGCCUUUCCCAAACACAAUCCCCACCACCACAAAAAGAGCCCAAAAGAAAGGACAUUUUGUUGCUUUCCUUAAAAGAAUUCAAAAACUCUUUGGAGAAAGAAGAUGAAGUGUUCUUAUUGUUUUCUAAUGAGGAACACGAAGGUUUUGUCCAACAAAACCCUAGGCUAGCCGCAUUGAUCAAGGAGUAUGAAGAUGUUUUUCCUAAUGAAUUACCACAAGGGUUGCCUCCUAUUCGUGGUAUAGAGCAUCAAAUAGAUUUGAUUCCGGGAGCCCCCCUUCCAAAUAAACCCCCUGAUAGAUGCAAUCCCAUGGAAACUAAGGAAUUACAAAGACAAAUUGAGGAGUUGAUUCAAAUGGGUUACGUGAGAGAAUCCAUGAGUCCUUGUGCCGUUCCAGCUUUACUUGAUGAUAUGUUAGAUGAGUUAAGUGGAGCUCAAGUGUUUUCCAAGAUAGAUUUAAGGAGUGGAUAUCACCAAAUUAGAAUGAGGGGAGGUGAUGAGUGGAAAACAACCUUUAAAACUAAGCAUGGUUUGUAUGAGUGGCUUGUUAUGCCGUUUGGAUUAACAAAUGCUCCAAGCACCUUCAUGAGACUUAUGAACGAAAUGUUGAGGCCAUUUUUGGGGAAGUUCGUAGUUGUUUACUUAGAUGACAUUCUCAUCUAUAGUAAAAAUGAGGAGGAACACUUGAAACAUUUGGAAGAGAUUUUCAAAACCUUGAGAGAGCAACAAUUGUAUGGAAAGUUGGAGAAAUGCCAUUUUUUGCUAACGGAUAUUGUUUUCCUUGGUUAUAUUAUUUCAGGUGAAGGAAUUAAAGUUGAUCCGAGCAAAGUGGAAGCCAUUUCUUCAUGGCCAAUUCCAAAAACAGUCACGGAGGUUCGUUCAUUUCAUGGACUUACAUCGUUCUAUAGGCGGUUCAUUGAACAUUUUAGCACCCUUAUGGGUCCCAUCACCGAAUGUACAAAGAAGGGAAGUUUUCAAUGGACUCCCCAGGCUCAAAAGGCGUUUGAGUUGGUGAAAAAAAAGAUGUGUGAAGCGCUGGUUCUAGCACUUCCAGAUUUCAUGAAACCAUUUGAAGUUGAGUGUGGUGCAAGUGGAAAAGGAAUAGGGGCUGUCCUAAUCCAAGAGAAGAAGCCAAUUGCGUAUUUUAGUGAGAAAUUGAGUCAAGGCAAAUUGAAUUACUCCACUUAUGACAAGGAAUUCUAUGCCAUGGUUCGAGCUUUGGACCAUUGGUCACAUUAUUUGAGGCCACAGCCUUUCAUCUUACACUCGGAUCAUGAAUCUUUCAGGUUCAUUCAUGGGCAAAAGAAGUUGAAUGCAAGGCAUGCUAAGUGGGUGGAAUUCCUACAAUCUUUCAACUUUGCAACCAAGUACAAGAAGGGCAAAACCAAUAUUGUGGCGGAUGCAUUAUCAAGAAGGCAUAAUCUUCUUGGAAUCAUGGAAACUAAAAUUCUUGGUUUCGAGGUCAUGAAGGAAUCAUACAAAGAUGAUCUUGAACUCAAGGAAAUCAUGGAGUCUUGCAAAAAUGGAGUCCACGGUUCAUUUGUCAUAGUAGAUGGUUUCCUUUUCAAAGGGAACAAACUUUGUGUUCCUAAAGGUGCAAUUCGAGAGUUGUUGAUCAAGGAAGCUCAUGGAGGAGGACUUGCUGGUCAUAUGGCUCGUGGAAAAGAUUCUAUCAUGGUGAUCGUUGAUCGGUUUUCAAAGAUGGCUCAUUUCAUAGCUUGUAAGAAGGUGGAUGAUGCGUUCAAUGUGGCACAACUUUUUUUUAAGGAAGUGGCUAGAUUACAUGGUUUGCCUAGAACCAUAGUUUCGGAUCGUGAUACUAAGUUUGUGAGUCAUUUUUGGAAGUCCUUGUGGAGGCUCGUGGUGAAUAAGGGAGGUAAUGAUUGGGACUUGAAGUUAGCUCAUGCAGAAUUUGCCUACAACAGAACUCCAAGCAAAACUACAAAGUAUUCACCUUUUGAAGUUGUGUAUGGUGUGAAUCCUUAUGUGCCGAUUGAUUACAUUUCGCUUCCUAAAGAUAAGUUCGUGCAUGGAAUAGCCAAGGAGCAUAUAGAAUUCAUGAUUGAUGUCCAUAAAGAAGUUAGGAAGAACAUAGAAAAGGCAAAUGAGUCAUACAAGAAGCAAGCUAACAAAAACUUGAGAAAUAUGAAGAAGUUCAAAGUGGGUGAUCUUGUGUGGAUAUUUUUGCGCAAAGAAAGGUUUCCUAAGCAAAGGAAACACAAAUUGAUGCCUAGGGCAGAAGGGCCUUUUCAAAUCAUGGAAAAGAUCAAUGAUAAUGCUUACAAAGUGGACCUUGGAGGGCAAUUCGAAGUUUCAUCAACUUUCAACGUGGGUGACUUGGCUCCUUAUCUAGAAGAUGAUGAGUUGAGGGCAACUCCUUUCGAAGAAGGGGAGGAUGAUGCAAAUCAUGACGAGUCCAUUAGUCCAAUCAAGCAUGAUCAUCUUACUAGUCCAAUUCACAAAGAAAUCAUUAUUGCUAAGUCAUUUGAAGAUCAAGUGUAA
Messenger RNA from Chenopodium quinoa (quinoa), 3075 nucleotides. RefSeq lists its product as uncharacterized. Bases 1 to 3075 code for a protein of 1024 amino acids. Gene Ontology annotation, molecular function: nucleic acid binding. The record is from RefSeq and is a predicted model, not a curated record. The transcript is spliced from 4 exons. Lineage: Eukaryota; Viridiplantae; Streptophyta; Magnoliopsida; Caryophyllales; Amaranthaceae.